Messenger RNA from Ananas comosus (pineapple), 611 nucleotides. Its product is annotated as NADH dehydrogenase [ubiquinone] iron-sulfur protein 6, mitochondrial. The record is from RefSeq and is a predicted model, not a curated record. Lineage: Eukaryota; Viridiplantae; Streptophyta; Magnoliopsida; Poales; Bromeliaceae. Gene Ontology annotation, biological process: mitochondrial electron transport, NADH to ubiquinone. The transcript has 3 exons. The coding region runs from base 49 to 366 and encodes 105 amino acids.
GCUCUCUCACUUUAGCGAGGCCUCGAACUUUUUUUUUAUCUCUGGGCCAUGGCGACGAGGCGACUCCCCCACCUCCUCAAAACCCUAACCCUAGCCCCACGGCGCUCCCUCACGACGGAGAGGGCCGUGGGCGCUCUCAUCAGCGACCACACCGCCAAAUGGAUGCAGGACACAAGUAAGAAAUCUCCGAUGGAACUGAUCAAUGAAGUUCCUCCGAUUAAAGUUGAAGGACGAAUCGUUUGCUGUGAAGGAGAUAGCGAUCCCGCCCUUGGCCAUCCGAUCGAGUUCAUAUGUCUUGAUCUGGACGAACCUGCCGUCUGCAAAUACUGCGGCCUUCGCUACGUCCAAGAUCACCAUCACCACUGAGACAGAGAUGUCUAGCUCUUUAGAUGCAUCUCGUGCGCUCGCAGCGGCAGUAAAAUUCAUGCAUGCUGCCCACCAUUUCCCCCCUCUUUGUGUUGCAUUCGAUUGCAGAUGCUUCUGCUGUGGUGUAUUCAGAUUCUGAGUUUGAUGAUGACAAAUAAGAUUAUGAAAUCUGUAGUCACGAAGAUCACAUAACUGAUUACGAGGCUUAAGCCCUCUGCAGCAAUCCAUGUCUUCAUUUUUACUAU